This is a messenger RNA of Rangifer tarandus platyrhynchus (Svalbard reindeer), 393 nucleotides long. Lineage: Eukaryota; Metazoa; Chordata; Mammalia; Artiodactyla; Cervidae. The record is from the annotation of a GenBank genome assembly.
AUGGUCUGCACACCCAGGCAAGCACACACAUUCAUCAAGGCUCUUCACGCCCCCCCCUUCACCCCCCGGGAUGUCGCGUGGGCUGCUGUCUGUCGCUCAGCGGCACACACUCACACACGCCUGUCACAGCAGGCAGGGAGAAAUGGCCGCCGUGCAUUUGGCAGUACCCCCCUUCUUUACCCGUGCGCCCUUUGCUCCUGGAGAAAUCGUUCUAAACAGGCCUCUGCCUUGAUGGGAGAGACCAAAAACCUCUCACAUGGCUUCUCUCUCAGUGAGAACGGCCCAGCCGUCCUGAGCACGCAGAUCUCAUCUGUAGAGGCUAACCACGACCCAUUCCCACCUUUCCCAAGACGGACGCCCAUGGAGGCAACGCGAGGGCUGUGCCUGGAAUAG